Pelagomonas calceolata is the source of this 1551-nucleotide messenger RNA. NCBI's taxonomy places the organism in Eukaryota, Pelagophyceae, Pelagomonadales, Pelagomonadaceae. The record is from the annotation of a GenBank genome assembly.
UUCUGAACUAUCUUUGCGCGCUGGCCCGGUUUGUCGGAUCGGGCCGAAACUCUUUUUUUUUUGCUGCUGUUGCGCUAGGGAGCGGGCCUCCAGCAGAUACUCGGUGAGCGGGGUGGCUGCGAUGUCGCUUAACUCCUCCUCGCGUGCUCCAAACGUCCCUCAAUUUAAAAAUCCUCUGGCGCGCCGAGGGCUUUUGUGGCUAGUGUCACAGUACGCUAGUCACGCUGCUCACAGGCCGCGGCCAGGUUUGGGUACGCAGCGAGAGGGGCCCUAUCACUCUAAUUCGCACGACUACGGCACCCACUGCACGCGUUCGCAGCGAACCGACGACUAGACGAUAUAAAAUGGCGCUGCUGCCGCGCACCGCCGCACUCCUGACGACGGUGACGCAGUGCCGCGCCCUGAGCCAGCGGGCAGGCGCGCGGUACCUGCUUGUUGACGGUCAUAACUUGAUUUAUCGCGCCUUCUACGCGAUGCCGCAGCUCAGCCGGUCGGGCGACCGACCGGUGGGCGCGGUCAUGGGCGUGGCCAACACGUUCCUCAAGCUCGCGCUGCCCUACUCGCGCGUCGUCUUCUGCCUCGACCCAAAGGGCCCCGGCUGGCGCGAGGAGCUGUUUGCGACUGCGUGGAAAUCAACCGGUGAGUUAGGUUACUGAGAAUUAUUGCGAGAGACCUUUGCCAACCUUCACGCCAUCGAGCAGACGCGGUUACGUGGAGAACCGCGUCGGUGGCGUGGAAACAGACGCAGUGAUGGGCACAACAUCGCGCCAACGCGUGGGGCGCGCUUGGAAUUUGAUUUCCACACAGGUGCGCGAGCUACAAGGAAACUCGGCCGAAGAUGCCGCCGGAACUGCGGCCCCAGGUCGCCGACGCGGCGGCCGUCGCGCGCGCGUUCUCGGCGGCGGUCGUGUGCGUCGACGGCUACGAAGCCGACGACGUGAUCGCGACGCUCGCGGCGCGACAUCGCGGCGAGGGCGUCGACGUGCUGACCGGCGACAAGGACUUGCUGCAGCUCGCGGCGUACGACGGCGUGCGCAUCUUGGACCCGCAGGGGGACCCGGUCGACGCGGCGAAGAAGUUCGGCGUCCCGCCGGGCCGCAUCGGCGACUACCUCGCGCUCGUCGGCGACGCGUCGGACAACGUCGCGGGCGUCCGCGGCUGCGGGCCCAAGUCCGCGGUCGCGUUCAGUGCGCAAAUCAAAUUUCGCGGUGCUCUGCUCUCUACUGGAUCGACGUGCCCAGAAUUGAUGUCCCACAGGUCGCACUGAUCGAGGCCUUCGGCGACCUCGACGCGAUCCUGGCCGGGGCGCCGGACUCGGACGCGGUGCCGAAGCGCGCGAGGGCCGCCAUCGCCGCGUGCGACGGCGAGGCGCUCCGUCGCGACCGGCGCCUCGUGAUGCUGCGGGAAGACGUGCCGCUGCCGCCGCUCGCCUUCGACCCGUUCGCCUGGGACAACGUCCUCGCCAUGGCGGACCGCUUUGAGUUCACCACGUUCCGGCGGCGCGCCGAAGCGCUGAUGCGUGACGACGGUCUAAAAUAGUAGUUGUGUGUC